GAUACUUUUGAAGGUGAAAAGUUGCGAUUAUCUUGUGCUCAGGCACUUCAGUUGCUUCGCAUGAUGAACUUUCAAUUGGAGGCACUUCGUAUGAAAUUGCUGUUAGAACUUUCAGAAUUACGAGCGCAGUGCGAGGAUUUGGCAGCACAGAGAGAUGACUCACUCAACGUGUCCAGGAGUUUUUCCCAGGAGAGCAGCUCCUGUCUGGAUCAGAAUGAUCGCGAUGCAAUUGAGGCCUUUUUCAACUCCGAAGACGACUUUAUCACACGCUUUAACAGUGGUGCAGGGGAGUUGAAGCGUGGAGUUUUUUUCGAGGAAGCGUCCUAG
Phytomonas sp. EM1 is the source of this 327-nucleotide messenger RNA. NCBI's taxonomy places the organism in Eukaryota, Euglenozoa, Kinetoplastea, Trypanosomatida, Trypanosomatidae. The record is from the annotation of a GenBank genome assembly.